Messenger RNA from Lutzomyia longipalpis, 572 nucleotides. RefSeq names its product 60S ribosomal protein L35a (gene RpL35A). The record is from RefSeq and is a predicted model, not a curated record. Bases 85 to 525 code for a protein of 146 amino acids. The transcript is spliced from 4 exons. Gene Ontology annotation, biological process: ribosomal large subunit biogenesis; cytoplasmic translation. Gene Ontology annotation, cellular component: ribosome; cytosolic large ribosomal subunit. NCBI's taxonomy places the organism in Eukaryota, Metazoa, Arthropoda, Insecta, Diptera, Psychodidae. Gene Ontology annotation, molecular function: structural constituent of ribosome.
ACAAAUCGCACCAUCUUGGCAUUUUUCGUUAAGUUUUCUUGACAGCUCUUUCCAAUCGCGAUAAAUAUCCGAUACUAAGCUACAAUGGCAGAUGUUGAGAAGGCAACCAAACCCAGCAAAGCUGCCAAGGCACCUGUGGCGGCAAAACCUGAGAAGAAGGAGAAGGUACACACUUCCAGGCCUCGUCGUCCAGCACGUCUCUACGCCAAAGCCGUCUUCACUGGCUACAAGCGUGGUCUGAGGAAUCAACACGAGAAUCAGGUUAUCCUGAAGAUUGAGGGAUGCCGGCGGAAGGAGGAUGGGCGCUUCUACAUUGGCAAACGCUGUGUGUACGUGUACAGAGCCAAGACGCGCCAGAGUCUGCCCCAGAGACCCAAGGAGAAGACCAAGAUGCGCGCUGUCUGGGGGAAAGUGACACGACUGCACGGAAACACCGGAUGUGUUCGUGCUAAAUUCCGCAGGAACCUUCCCGGUCACGCCAUGGGACACCGCAUUCGCAUUAUGUUGUACCCAUCCACAAUUUAAGUUUCUAUAACUUAAUAAAAAACAACUUUCUUGAAUGAAAAAAAAAA